CUGGCUUACACUACAAAACUGUUAAGUCGUCCUGACAAUUCUUAGCUCACUCGAGGUAUCAUGGUGCUGUAUCAAGUUUGAAAGUUUAAUAUCUUGCUUGUGAUGACUGUAAUUAUUACCAUAUGAUGUCGUGUGACCGUAAAGUAACCAGCCACUUAGUCUAUUCAUUAGUAGGCCAAAUGGAAUCGCCUUAUCCGUGACUUAAGACGUUUUGUUUUGCAGAUACAGGUGUUACCAGGUUGGCGGCAAGAUUUGUGAUUUGUGAGUUGUCUGUGAGGAAACAUUAAAAGGCUUAGGUAGAUUCUUUGUUUGAGGUGGUCUGUGGCUUAAAUGAUUAGUUGUAAUCAGCGCUUGGGCAGUAUAUCUAAUAUAUUUUUGUAUAUAAAAAGAAUAGCCUACUUCCAUAAUUUCCCCCCGAUUGCCCUAGGACGUGGGCGCCUUUCAAACAUCACUUCAGUCUGCAUUUUGUUUACUUCAGUGAUAUUUUAAAAAGCGAACUUCCCAUAACUUAAUAAUUUAUUGUUCAUGACCCAUUUUUAUCGUCGAAUUUACGCAACGUCCGUGGUCGAAAAAGUCAUUUGAGUCCAAGAUGAAGCACACCUCGAAUCCAUUCAGGGAAAGAUGAGAGAACUGUCCGUGACUUCCACCAUGGUGGAAAAAGGCCGAAGGACGGAGCCAAGCACUGGAAAUGUACGAGAUCCGGUUUGAAAUCGUCUUUCCGGCCCGUUUGCAUUUCGUCAUGGUCCUCGACCUUCGAAUGCAGAUUGCGUUGGUCACCAUUGCAACGAUAAUAACAAACACGGAGGCACAGGACGUAGGACAGCCCGAGGUGAAGAUGUACAGCCUGCAGAGAGGCCUGUGGACGAAUCCCGUGACCAAUGUCUUCGUGCGGUACGAUUUCCCCAAACCGGGGCAGUCGUACUCUAACCUCACCAUCUGUUAUCGGAUACGGAUUGAGCGUUUUUCCGAGUACGAUAUUCAUCUGUCCUACGCAAUAAACCAUCAAAAUGCCAACGAAAUCCUUUUUUAUAGCAUGGCCACGGAAAUGAACGUUUACCUCCACAACCUCAAGCAGACUUUGGAAGUAAGCGGACCGCUGGAGAUCUAUCCCGAGACGUGGAACCAUUUCUGCCACAGGCUCGGCCCAAAGGAACAAAAGAUCUACUGGCAGGGGAAGCUUUAUGGCAGCGCGCGAGUGUUUCCAACAACUGAUUAUCUCUUCAAUGGAACUCUCAUCAUUGGACAAGAGCAAGACAGUUUGGGCGGCACCUUUGCUUCGUCUCAGGUUCUACAGGGUGAUAUCGUUCAGCUGAGCAUUUGGGACAGACAUUUGACUCCCGAGGAAAUACAGGAUUUGGCGAACUGUAAGUCAGAGGGACGAGGAAACAUCUUCAGUUUGGAUACAGCUGCAGUUGACAAACUUGGAAAGGUCACGAUCACGUCAUUAAAAGUGGCUGACCUCUGCAAACAGCAGCCACAAUAUUUGGUUUUGCCAGAGAGAAGAACGGUAGCAGCAUCUCUUGUACAGUGUCAUCUCCUGAAUGCUACGAUGGUCGUCCCAGCAUCCAAGGACGAAAACUCAAGAAUUCGAUCUCUUUUGACACCGUUCAUGGACGCGUGCAGUAGCACUCCAUGGAAGAUUUGGUUAGGCAUUACCGAUGAAAUGCACGAGGGAGUCUGGAUUGAUCUCAAUGGAAAUGAUCCCGUGGAGUUUCAGAACUUUGUGUCCCCUUACCCUUACGGAGGUCAAGCUGACAACUGCGCAGCUCUCCUUCCCGAUGGGACUUGGGGAGAUGCGAAAUGUAGUUUAAAGAAGUGUAGUGCAUGUUACAUGCAGCCAUCAAACUACCUGCUGCUUCGAGGGCUAUGUUUUGACAAUGAACACGAGACUCGUUUCAGAAUGGAAGGGUACAUUGAAGGAAGACCCCUCUUCAGAGGAUAUUAUGAUUUAUUAAUUAUGUGGAAUCAAUCUCUUUCGCAGUGGUUGCUUAAGAACACCGUCAACACAACGAUAGCCUCCAUGUCUCCCUCGGAUUUGAAUGACUACCCUUUAGGCCAAAACGUCUGGUCAGUUAAAAGUUUGAUAUGUGGAAUGCAUGUGGGUGCUUUUAUCAACCUGAGCUUGUCACCUUGCAUGCCACAGCACUUCAUGUGUCGUUCAGGGGAAUGUGUUAAACAUCAGUACAGAUGUAACCUUCGUUUUGAAUGCGAUGAUGGCAGCGAUGAAGAUGACUGCGACGUGGUUCACCUUGAAUACGGUUACAGAAGCCAUCUCCCUCCCCCAGGAUUGGGUAACCGGCCUCUUCAGCUUGCACUGAAUUUCACUCUCGCUAGGUUUGCUGCCAUUGACAUCAAUAAGAUGUCUGUCUCGGUGGACUUUCAAGUAUCGAUCUCAUGGGAAGACAACAGGCUUAGCUUCAGCCACCUCGAAAGCACAAAAAACAAAGCCGUGCUGACCAGAGGGGAUGUCAGCAAGAUCUGGAUACCUCGUUAUCGUCUCCUGAACAUUGAAGGUGGCUUGGUUCAGCUGCUGGAACAAGAGGUACUGGUUAAUUCUGCGAUUAACCCUAGACUUCCUGAUUUCAAUGCUGUUAAGAUGGACAUGAUGUACCCAGGAGCUGAAAACAAACUCAUCUUAAUACAAGAGUACACAGCCAACUUUGCCUGUUCCCUCAAAUUUCUUUCAUUCCCUUUUGACGUUCAAGUGUGCAGCAUCUACUUGCGUCUCCCCUCAAGCUACGACGAUUUCGUCGACAUAUCAGACGAAGAUAGCCAAGCGUCGUUCACGGGGACGCAAGAACUCGCCCUGUUCAUGGUGGACAAUGUAAAGAAAGGGUCCAAGUGGGGGAAUGGUGAGGCGCACAUCCAGUUCGAAUUGCAAUGUCACGGGAGCAGCGUCGUUCUGUCUUUCUUCCUACCGUGUUUGAUGCUGUUGUUGGUGAGCUGGGGAUCUUUGUUCAUAAGUUGGGAUGCCUUUGUCUCCCGGGUGAUGCUGUCCUUUGGGACGCUUCCUUUGUUUUAUCUCCUUCGCUUGACGCUGAUAAGCGGCACGCCCGUGACGAUGGCUGUCAAGUUCCUAGACGUGUGGAUCCUGACCACUGUCAUCAUUCUGUUCAUGAACGUCCUUGUUCAUAUCUUCGUCCAAGAAAAUGAAGAGGAUGAAUUUUACAACAGGAAAAAGCCCUUGCUGAUGAGGCCUGCAGGCGGCGCUGUGGUGAUCGCACCUGAGUCCAGCAAAUCCUCACAGAUGAAACCUCUUCAUCUAUAUAGGAUGAUUAUCCUCCCAGUGACACUGGUGGCUUUCAACGUCAUUUUCUGGGCCUUGCUAUUUAUUCUGAGGUGAUAUUGUGUCGAGCCCGAGUUCACCUGUAAAGCACCUUCCAAUUUUAUAUAAUAAUAUAAAUGUUCGUUCUAAGGUUUGCAUGAUAUUCCCUGGCAAAUAUAGAAUAAAAAUGUUGUUACUGGAUUCAUUGCUAACUAGAGAUGGAUGAGCGACCAGGGAUUGGUACUAUCCAUUAUUAAUUAAGGCAAUUUGCAAUGGUUAAUAUUACUGUAUACAAAAAAUAUAUACUACCAUAAAAUAGGAUACGACUCUCAUAAAUCACGCCAGUAUACAGCAGUCAGGAACAGGACUUUUCCAUUGUGGUGACUGUCAAGAAGUAGGCAGAUUAUACCUUUUAGCUGACAAAACAUUGAAAGCGGCGCAUACCACACGAUUUAUGACAGACGACCUUUAACACAAGAAUCCUAAUGCUGCAAUUGUAACGUCAUUAUGAAGUAGUAGUACCUUCAGCGUGAAAACAUUAGGAUGUGAUUUGUCAGAUACUAAUGGAUCUGUUCAGUCAUAGAUAGUAAAAUAUAUAACCUAGGCCAAAGGGUAAGCGCUGGGACCUAUGAAGUCAUUCAGGGCUGAAAGGAAAAGUGACAGCACCGUUGGCAUUGGUUCGUGAUGUUCUGUUUUCAUCCUUCUUAAAAUGUCAUAUUACAAUAUGAUUUUUCAUCUUGAAUAACGUGAAUGAUCUUCCCAUUUCCCAGUAUUGCAUAUACUACAGUUAGAGUAAGUGGUAAGCAAUGGAAGAAAAGUAGUUAAGAAGCAAAUUUACCUAUCUUGAAAAUAUAUUAUUUUUCAUGUGAUUUAGGUGCUUACUUUUUAUUAGCUGGGAUUAUCGGAUAAUUUUAAAUUGAACGUGGUUAGAUAGUGGAUAUUCAAAUGUAGAGAGAGAGAGAAUUACGUUUAUUUUUGUUUGGGUCAUUUAGCAGUAUUAUAAGAUAAUAAUUGAUUUUAUGACAUCUUGUGAAUGUAUUUUGAGUUCUACAUACUUUUUCUUCGGUGAAACGAAUGGAAAUGAAAAUCCAUUAGCACAUGAGUAAAUGAUUCACUUAGGUACAUAUGAAAUAACUUGAGCGCUUCUUGUUGUUCAUAUGGCCUAUGAAUAAUAAAAAGUAAUGUCUUUUAUGUUCAUUUAAUGUGAGAAACAACUAUAGUCUUUCUAUAAUGGAUUCUAAGUUUACAGUUUCCGUCAUCCAGCCUGAACCCAGCCUCUUUCACAACUGUUCUUUUGUACGUGUGCAUACUGAAAAUAUCUUGGCCCAGGCUUCGGCUUCGCCCAUGUCUCACAAAUGUCGUGGCUUGCCGUCUCGACUCUUAAUUUACCGUUAUCUUUGAUCUCCGUAGGAGAGAUAGCGCACCUCAGCUGCUGUAUGCUUUACUUAACCAUCAUUGCAGCGUCCCUUCGGCCCCUUGCUGCUGCCCCUUUCAUUCCUUUUACUGUAGGCUACUGCGUUCAUGUACUUCCCUCUGACUUUCCACCAUCUCUAACAAUUUCAUUGCGCAACUGCAAGGCUUUCUUCCUGUUGUUUCUUUCAAACCUUACUGUCGUCACUUUUCCUUUCAGCCCUGAAUGACUUUAUAGGUCCCAGCGCUUACUCUUUGGCCUAGGAUAUAUAUUCUACUAUCUAUGACUGAAUGGGUCCAUUAGUAUCUGACAAACCACAUCCUAAUGUUCUCACACUGAAGGUACUUCAUAAAGGCGUUACAAUUGUAGCAUCAGCAUUCUUGUGUUAAAGGUUGUCUGUCGUAAAUCGGGUGGUAUGUUCCGCUUUCAAUAUUUUGCCUCCUUCUUGACAGUCACCGCAAUGGAAAAGUCCUGCUUCUGAGUGCUAGUUUCUCAUCGUUGGAACUGCAUAAACAAACCAGCAGCAAAGGCUUCAAGUAAUCACCAGAACGUUUUGUAAACGCUCUUUCCAUUUCAUCAAGUGGUAUACUAAGCGUUGAAGUUUUUUUCCAGAAUGUCAGAGUUCCACUCCAUUUCCAGGCACCACUCAAACUUCCUUGACAGGGUCUGCAGUAGUUAUUAGAGGUUAAGCCAAAGAAAUGUGCAUUAUUAUUAUUAGGGAAAUAUAACAAUGCUGUGAUAUGUCAAUAUCUUACAUGACGUACCUAUGGAAACAGUUAUUCUUUUGGCAUGAUGCUUAACUCAAGUUCCUGAAAACUGUUUAAUUACUUCGCUGUCACUUGCACUUUAUACGACACGUCACUGUAAUCAUUAAUAAGAAAUAUGACAAAGUUUUGUACAGGUGCCGGUCUGAAUUGCCAUGCAGUCACAAGGUUAAAAUGUGUGUUAUUAUCAGCCGAUCAAGAUUUUUGCCUACUUCAGAAACUUACAUUAGCGGUGAACUGAUAAAAUGCCCUUUUGGAAAUUUGUGAACCUUGAGGCCUUGUGAUCAGCUGUUAGGUCAACAGGAUAAAGCCAUUUUCUAUCUUUGGCAAAAUAUUCAGGAUGUUUCUGAAAGCUAUGAAGCUCGUCCACGCGGUCGAACUUUGCCAGACAGACUUUGUUCGAUGUGACGUCAGAACCUUAUAUCCGCAGUUUCUCCGCUUCUGACGUCACAUCGAACAAAGUCUGUCUGGCAAAGUUCGACCGUGUGGACGGGGCUUAAGGUAAGUUUGGUCAGCUCUGUACCGUCAUCCAGGUAUCUUAUUUCAUUUGACUAGCAUUUGUAGUCGAAAAACUUGAGUGCAAUUUACAAGCUGUACAGAACCUGAAGAUUACCCGUCCAAUUUAUUAUCGCAUCAUACAAAGUAAUGUUCACUACACUGUGGUGAUAACUAAGGCAUCUUGUAUGGGUACAUCAACCUUUGUAAAUAAAAGUGUCAAUAUGUAUUUGCUGCGUUAUGUAUAUUUUCCUACAGUCAAUACAAAUACUUUUUUUUUAAUGCAU
This is a messenger RNA of Macrobrachium nipponense, 6222 nucleotides long. RefSeq lists its product as uncharacterized. Gene Ontology annotation, biological process: monoatomic ion transport. The transcript is spliced from 8 exons. Gene Ontology annotation, cellular component: membrane. The coding region runs from base 689 to 3343 and encodes 884 amino acids. Gene Ontology annotation, molecular function: protein binding; extracellular ligand-gated monoatomic ion channel activity. Lineage: Eukaryota; Metazoa; Arthropoda; Malacostraca; Decapoda; Palaemonidae. The record is from RefSeq and is a predicted model, not a curated record.